AUGGUGUCUUCAGCUGUCCUCGAUCAGUAUCGUGUCAUUGUCGGCAUUGACUUUGGUACAACGUAUAGUGGUGCUGCUUACUGUAUCCUUUCCUCUGAAGAGGUCGCCGAUAUCAACACAUGGCCAAAGCAACCGGCUCAUCGAUACCCCAAGGCACCAACUGCUAGUCUUUACAAAUCCGAUACCAUGCAACUUGCAGCUUGGGGUAAUGCAGCUCGUCAAAAACGUUCUCAAGCUACCCAGGACAAUUUUAUCUUUUUGAACUUGUACAAGUUGUAUCUCGAUGACAGUCUUGAUGGCAUCCUCCCACUUCCCGGUGGCAUUAAACCUAUUCAGCUGGUAGCAGAUUAUUUGCGAGCAUUUCAUGCACAUGUGGUUUCGGAGAUGAAGAAAGGAUUUGCCCAACAAUUUGAAGAGCAUCAAUAUCGCUAUUGCUUAACGGUACCUGCCAUGUGGUCUGACAAGUCAAAAAAAGCAAUGCGUGAUGCCGCUAUCUUAGCAGGCUUGAUCAGCGAGGAUGAUCCCCACGAUCGAUUGAUGCUGAUUUCCGAACCCGAAGCUGCUGCCAUUUAUUGUGAGAACUCAUGCGAGCAAUUCGAUAUGAGCGAUGGAGACGAAUUCAUGAUUUGUGAUGCUGGAGGUGGUACGGUUGACUUGAUUGUAUUUACGGUCAAGAUGGGCAUUGAUGGCACGCGUCGUUUCAAGGAGAGCACCAAGGGAAUGGGCAAAUCAUGUGGAUCCAGCUUUGUGGAUAAGAGGAUGCGAAAGUUGCUAAAGAGCAAACUCAAAAAGGUCGUGGAUCGUAUCCCUGAUGGUGCCAUGGAGAGCAUGAUGGAGACAUUUGUGGAUACAAUGAAGCCCGAAUUUGAUGGAACCGAUGACAUGUUUAUGCCGAUCCCACUUACCCUUGGUUUGACACCUGAGCAAACGGAUGAAUCAAUUGGAUUGGAUGCAGGCUAUUUGCGAUUCACAGUGGAUGAGCUCAAGGAACGUGUUUUCGAACCUGUGGUUCAGGAUGUGCUUGCAUUGAUUCAAAAGCAACGACUUCAGACAACCAAUCUUAAAGCCAUCUUUACUGUGGGCGGUUUUGGAGCAUCGCAUUAUCUUCAGCAACGGAUAGCCGAGGAAUAUACCAAGCAAAAUAUCAAGGUGGUGACUCCAUAUCGUGCAGAGCUUGCUGUUGCUCGAGGUGCAGCUUACUUUGGCAUGAAUCCUUACAAGGUGGCAACGCGUGUACCCCGCUAUUGGUAUGGUAUUGAUAUCACCAACACCUUUGUGCCGGGUGUCGACCCUGAAGAAUACAAAAUCAUUCGUGCUGAUGGAAGCGUACGCUGCGAUAAUCGCUUUUCAUGCUUUGUACCACGUGGCGAGCCAUUAGACAUGGAUAGCUGUAUCACCCAAAAGUACAAGACCAUUUACCCUUGUCCAACAGCAUGCACCUUUUAUGCAGCAAGUACAGAUGAGAUGCCUCGAUAUACACUGCAACCAGGUGUGCGAAAAGUGUUUGAUUUCGAGAUUCCAAUGCCCGUACUACCGGAUGUUGCAGAAGGGGAACCCCUUGAUUUGACUAUCAAGAUGUACUUUGGCGAAGUCGAGCUGCGUGUUGAAGCUGUCAUUCGAGGCCAGACUUAUCGUGUAGUUUGUAACUUUAAUGUCUAG
Molecule: messenger RNA, 1659 nt
Organism: Lichtheimia ornata
Lineage: Eukaryota; Fungi; Mucoromycota; Mucoromycetes; Mucorales; Lichtheimiaceae
Exons: 13
Coding region: 1-1659 (552 amino acids)
Molecular function (GO): ATP-dependent protein folding chaperone; ATP binding
Source: RefSeq, a predicted model, not a curated record